This is a messenger RNA of Drosophila navojoa, 675 nucleotides long. RefSeq names its product protein D2. NCBI's taxonomy places the organism in Eukaryota, Metazoa, Arthropoda, Insecta, Diptera, Drosophilidae. The record is from RefSeq and is a predicted model, not a curated record.
UUCUAUGUAGCUUCAUAAUCCGUUAACAAAAUUCCAAAUUCAGAAUGUACGUCACCUGCCCCGAAGUUCCGCCGAUCGUUGAGCUGGGCAUGCUGAUGAAGAAGCACAGGAUCAUACCAGACGUCGUCACCUGCAGGCCCGAGUAUGUCAUCAAGGUAUCGUAUUGUUGCGAUGUCUCAGUCUCGCCUGGCUGCCAUCUGACGCCGUAUGAAGUGCGAUUAGAGCCCAUCAUUCGCUGGAUGUCCGAUCCAUGCAAGUUCUACACGCUGGCCAUGGUCGAUCCGGAUGCACCAAGCCGUGCCAAGCCCAUCUAUCGCGAAUGGCUGCAUUGGCUCGUCGGCAAUAUACCCGGCUGCAAUGUGGCCCUUGGCCAGAAGCUGGUGGACUAUAGGGGCAGUCGUCCGCCCCCAGAGACGGGCCAACAUCGUUACGUAUUCGUGGCCUUCAAGCAGCUCUGCGAACUGGACUUUGACGAAACUUGCAUAUCGCAGGAUACCAUCGAGGGCAGGCCGUGCUUCAGCCUCCGGCGAUUUGCCAAAAAGUAUGCCCUAGGCAAUCCCAUAGCACUCAAUUUUUUCAUUGCCAAUUUUGAAAAUGAUUUGGAUUGAGUUUGUUUAUUACUUUAUUACUGUGUUUGCAAAGGUGACAAUAAAAACCGGAUUUAUAUGAAACGUU